AUGGACAUGGCGUUCGGCCCCUUGUGUGCUGCUUACCAUUCUCCCUUCCUUGUCCUUCCCAACUUCCCUUACUCUCCACCAGAUGCUGCUGUCGCACCACUGCAGGAGCAGGCGGAGCGCGCCCUACAUCUGUUUGACAUGGACAUGGCGUUCGGCCCCUGCACUGGCCUCUCCCGCUUGGAGCGCUGGCAGCGGGCCAGCCGGUUAGGGCUCAACCCCCCGCCCCACGGAGCAGAGCUGCAUGGGUGCAAGGCAUUAGGUGGUUGCGGUGGGCUCUCCCGUGAUGGAGCGCUGGCAGCGGGCCAGCCGGAUAGGGCUCAACCCUCCGCCCCACGUGCGGGCGCUGCUGGAGUGUGCCUCGUGCCGUGA
This is a messenger RNA of Closterium sp. Naga37s-1, 369 nucleotides long. The record is from the annotation of a GenBank genome assembly. NCBI's taxonomy places the organism in Eukaryota, Viridiplantae, Streptophyta, Zygnematophyceae, Desmidiales, Closteriaceae.